Messenger RNA from Selaginella moellendorffii, 2315 nucleotides. RefSeq lists its product as uncharacterized. The coding region runs from base 1 to 2157 and encodes 718 amino acids. NCBI's taxonomy places the organism in Eukaryota, Viridiplantae, Streptophyta, Lycopodiopsida, Selaginellales, Selaginellaceae. The record is from RefSeq and is a predicted model, not a curated record. The transcript has 10 exons.
AUGGAGGGCAAGCUCAAGCGCCUUCGCAAGGUACGCCAGGAAACUUCUAUCGCCGGCUUUGACGAGCGACACGAUUGUUCUUCAACUGGUGGCGUUGAUCUGGGAUUGGAGCGAGCUGCUGUAGACAUAGAGCUUGGAUCCGAGAAGAAUGCGGAUUUGGAGGGGCAUAGGGAUUCUACGGGCGAUGCUAGACCUGGUGACGGUAUGGAUUUCGGUGGUCCUGGAAAUUUGGAUUCAAAUGGGAGCUUGGAAGGUGGUAGUGAGUCAGAGUCGUCGAAGAACAGUUUGGAUGCCUGGAAAAAAAUCGCCAAGAAGAGCAAGACAGGCGAAGCAGUCUCCGAAGACAAUCCUGCGAGAUCUGGCAUGGGUCACGAGGAUUUGGAUCCGACUGGGAGCGACAAUGACUCAGAGACGUCUAGAAACAGUUUGGAUGAGCUACUUUCCGAUGGCAUCGUCACGAAGAAGAAGCGAAAAGUUUUCGCAAGAGAGCGCCAGGCGGAGGAGCUACUCUCCGACGGAAUUGAGAACGAGCGUGCAAGAUCUGGCGUGGGUAAUGGGAGCUUUAGUGGCUCAGAGUCGUCUAAGAACAGUUUGGAUGAGCUACUCUCCGAUGGUGUUGUUACCUCGAGCAAAAAGAGAAAAAGGAUAGCCGAGCCUGAGAACAAGCCUAUUGAUGCUCACAGCCUUCAACCUUCUUCGAGUUUGCAGGAUGAUACGAAACAUCAGGUCACCAAGAAGGAGCUUGACGAGAUGCAUGCAGAGUCGCAAAGAUUGCUACGAGAAACAAGGGAAGCGGCCUUUGAAGCAGCUCCUGUUUUUGAAGUUCCUAUGUCUGGGCUCUUAUCCAAAUUACGACAGAGGAAAAUUCAACUGGGAUGGAAGUCAGCGAGUAAGUUGAAAGUAAGUCAUCAAAACGACGUUGAUGUGGGGCAUGAUACGAGCCAGCUCCCUACGAUCUCAACAAGUUACUGUGAAAACGAGGAUGAAUGUUCCGGAAUGAAUAAAGUUCUAGAGGAUACUAGUUCUAGUAAGGAAUCUCCUGUAAGAUGCAGCAACGCUUUCAGACAGCCUUUAGAAGAUACUCAGGAUCUCUUUCCGGACUCCCAAGCUCUGGACUAUAUUCUCGCAGGAAGUCAAGAUAACUACAAUGGAGGGAUCCACUUGGACUUGCAUAUGACGGAAAGUCAAGAUGAAGCUCUUGGGACUACUGAGACCGUCGAAGCCUUCCCUGUGAAGCCUCCAAUCAUGGCACUUAUAGAUGACGAAGCUGAAGCUGAGGAUGAGGACCUUAUCCUUCAUAACAGUGAGGAGGACGAAGGAGAUGACAGUGCCGAAGUCCUCGAAAUUAUUGAUCGUUCAGCAGAGGCGGAAGAGCCUCUGGAUAAUGGCAGACGUGCCGAUCUUCAUCGUCAGUGGCUAGAACAACAAGAUGAAGCUCAGACCGACAGCAUCUUGUGGAGGAUUCAAGGAUCAUCAAAGCAGACGGAGUAUACAGCCGAGAUUUCUUCGUUUCUGGAUGCCGACGAUUCAGAUCCACAAGAGUUGUCACGGGGGACUUCGGUGAAACUGAAAGAAACAAAGGAAGCUGCGCCGCCUCCAUCUAUCGGUCUUGAGUUUUUGGAAGAGGACAUGCAAAUAUAUCACGAGUCGUCGGACGACGAAGAAACAGAGCGUACAAUUUUACGGCAACGGCUUCUCGAAACUGCUGAGAGGCAGGAACUGUUUAUGUCUCCUGCUGAUGAUGAAUCGUCAAGGGAGGUUCUGGGCAUCAUAAAGAAAGCAAACGUUUCUCAUAGUACUACGAAGAGAAAGUCUGCUCAACAAGAAACGUGUGUCUCUGUUUGUAAGUCUAAGUCAAUAUUUUCGAACCGGUCGACGUCGAAUUCGUCAUUGCUCAAGCAAACCAUAUGUACAAACUCGAAGUCGUUCAUAUUUGGACGUGAUGACAGUAGCAGCCUCUCCGGUUUUUCAGUUGCCGCACAGCACACCGUUAACAAAGAAACCCCUGCUCCAAAACCAAUAGAACAGAGAGGCCCCUCAUUGUUCUCAAUUCUCAAGCAGCAACAGACGGACCACCCGAGGCCGGGAGAGAGGAUUGUAAUGGCGGACAAGCUCUCCAUCUUUGGCAAAUUCCCCAAGAGAAAAGGGAAGUACUAGACGAUUCACCAAGAAACAGAUUUCCAAAAGGUACCAAAAUAUCUCUUACUUUCAAUUGAUUGUCCAGAAAAUGUGCAACCAGUUAGACCUUUCCAUCCUCCACAGCAGCGCAAUCAUGUAGUGGUCCUUCAAAUAUUUACUUUCCAAGAAGAGAAAAA